Drepanopeziza brunnea f. sp. 'multigermtubi' MB_m1 is the source of this 1101-nucleotide messenger RNA. Lineage: Eukaryota; Fungi; Ascomycota; Leotiomycetes; Helotiales; Drepanopezizaceae. The record is from RefSeq and is a predicted model, not a curated record.
AUGGCCGGUGUCGUAAGACAGCCUAUCGAUGUGCAAUCGCUGGAGCGAUACAUCGCCCAAAAUGUCCCUCAGAUCAAGGUUCCCAUCGAUGUGAAGCAAUUCGGCUUUGGGCAAUCGAAUCCCACAUACCAACUGACAGGCAGCGAUGGAAUGAAGUAUGUGAUGCGCAAGAAGCCCCCGGGAAAGCUGGUUUCGAAAACCGCCCAUCAAGUUGAACGGGAAUACAGGGUCAUCCACGCUUUGGAGAAGACCGACGUCCCAGUCCCCAUUGCGUACUGUCUCUGCGAAGAUGACGGUAUCGUCGGAACGCCCUUUUAUAUAAUGGAGUUCCUGGAUGGGAGAAUUAUCGAGGAUCCGACUAUGCCCGAUGUGACGCCUGUUGAUAGGAGUGAGAUGUGGCAUGACGUGGUGCGAACAUUGGCAAAACUACAUCGCAUCAACCCCAAGGAUAUCGGACUUGAGGACUUUGGGAAGCCAUCUGGUUUCUACGAUCGCCAAAUCAAAACAUUCGGCACUAUAAGUAAAGCACAGGCAGCAGCGAGGGAUGUCGAGACAGACGAACCCGUCGGGCAAAUACCACAUAUCGAGGAUAUCCUGGAUUUCUUCAAGGACAAGAGGUCCCAACCGAAAGACAGAGGGAACCCAAUUCAUGGAGACUACAAGAUCGACAACCUGGUAUUCCACAAGACCGAGCCCCGAGUCAUUGGGAUUCUAGACUGGGAAAUGUCCACAAUCGGCCACCCAUUGUCCGAUCUCAUCAACCUCAUCACACCUUACUACCUGAGAGACCAACCCCUCCACAGCCCGACCCCUUCUUUCAAGGAAGGUGCUACCGCAGGUCUUCCCACCGAACAGGAUCUUGUGCGAUGGUACGCCGAGGUCGCCGGCUGGGACCCAACACCUGACUUGCCAUGGGGAGUCUCCUUUGGAUUUUUCAGAACAACUUGUAUUCUCCAGGGUAUAGCAGCUCGCUAUGCUGUUAGACAGGCGAGUAGUGCGAAGGCGAAGCUACAUGGAUUGGCCAGGCACUCGAUGGGUGAGCUGGCUUGGAAGUAUGUACAAAGGGCGAAGAAGGAUUCGAUGGAUAGGGCGAAGUUGUAG